Dibothriocephalus latus is the source of this 525-nucleotide messenger RNA. The record is from the annotation of a GenBank genome assembly. NCBI's taxonomy places the organism in Eukaryota, Metazoa, Platyhelminthes, Cestoda, Diphyllobothriidea, Diphyllobothriidae.
GGACUGAAACGUAAAAAGUCUUCGUCCUCCACCCCCUCAACCCCCACUCUGGGUGAUUCACUCCCCGUGAAGUUAUCCACUGCUGGGUUAGAUUGCGCUACACCGGCUACGGUUGGUAUGUCUCAGAGCCCACUGCCUCAGCUGCCGCAGCGAUCGGCACCUCCUCCACUGAAUGAAACAAGCGAUCCCCUACGCAGCUCCUCACUUUCCCGAGCUGGAACCCCACAGCAUCAGCAGCAGACUAAACAAUCAGCUGCUCUCAUCGCCUCCGAUGAGGAGUGUGACCGACUCCGGGCAGCUCUGGUUAUCAGUCAGGAUGCCACCGUCGUCCAGCUCCUCCUAGAAUUCUGUCUGCCUAGUGAAGAGGAGAAGCUUUCAGUGGCAAAAAACUUCAUAGGAUUUCUCAGUGAAUUAGCAAAGACACUUAAAGAUGCUAUUGUUUGGGCAGCAUUCUUGAUCCGUUUGCUUCAUGGCCUUGUCGAUUUAAGCGUACUCUUUGUGUCUCGAGCCUGUCGCGAAAUCUGA